AUGAAAUGCAUUACCUGUAAACUCACAGAAUCCCCCGAUACUGCCGAUCAAGCCUGCACAUACGAUGAGCUACUACAAGCAGCUCAGGCCGAUUGUCCCCGAUGUACGUUUGUUUUGAAGUGCAUCAGGACAGGAGCAGCACACAUCGAAGUCGGGGACAUCUUGCAAGUGGCGGCUAGUUCUGAUGGCUACGUUACGAUUCACUGGUCCGGUGGGGAGAUCUCGUUGGAGGUUUUCAACGAACAUGGCAAGUCUUUAUCAUCUAAGCUUCUCGACGACGAGGGGUCACGACGAAGCGUUGAAGGCGCUGAGCUGGGCAUUAGACGGUUGCGUCUAGGUCAUUUCCCCAGCACUACAGAAUUUCAGACAACAACCACCACAAUCCAGUCUUGGAUAAAAGAGUGUGUAGGUACGCACGAAGGUUGUCGGUCCCAGAUCCAAGAUCAGUCUGCCUCCUUCACAUGUCCAAAGAGACUGCUCGACCUGAGUAAUGGAACCCUGGUUCUACGAGAGAAUCUUGGACAAAAUCUGCGCUACGCGUGCCUGAGCCAUUGCUGGGGCAAGAUCAAUAUUGUUAAGACGACGACACAAACAAUCGGCAGUUUCAAAACAGAAGUGCCCUUAGAUCAACUGUCGAAAACGUUCCGCGAUGCUGUUGACAUAUGUCGCGGUCUUGGAAUUAUCUAUCUUUGGAUUGACUCGCUUUGCAUCAUCCAGGACAGCCCAGAAGACUGGAGAGAACAAGCAGCACAGAUGGCAGAUGUUUAUCAGCAUUCAUUCCUGACUAUCGCAGCUACAAAGUCCCAUGAUGGAUCCCAAGGUUGCUUUUCGGAGACUAGCCAUCAAUACGUGGCCAAGUUGCUUCCUGGAUAUCAAGACAUUUAUGUCCGUCAACGGGCACCACUCUUUCCAGAUCACUGGACACAACUAGACAAGAACAAUAAUUACCCCCUGCUGAAUCGUGCAUGGAUUUAUCAAGAGAUGAGACUGUCGCCACGGGUAUUGCACUUUUGCAACGAGGAAGUCAUCUGGGUGUGCCGAAAUUCACAACGUAGUGAAACCGGAUGUAACGAUAUGGAUUAUAACGACGGCAAGAGCUUUAAGCCAACCCUGUUCGCUUGCGUGGAUAAAGCCCCUCGUGACAAGGACCAGUUCACAUGGCACCGGUCAGUUCAGGAGUACUCCAGACUGAAUGUGACCUAUGAAUCAGAUAAGACGAUAGCGCUAGCUGGAGUUGCUCAACGCAUGCAGCACAUCCGACCGGGUGAUAGAUAUCUGGCUGGCAUCUGGGAGAAACACCUCCCACUUGAUCUUCUAUGGAUGGUCUGGCCUACGCCAGAGGUCAGAAAACCGAGACUUUCAAGAUAUCCUUCGUGGUCCUGGGCUUCUGUCUCGUCACAGAUAAUGUGGGAUGGGAUCUGGAGCCCGCUUCGUUCCGUGACAGUCCGGGAUGUGAGCUAUAUCUCUGACGGUCCAAGCCACAUGGGAGACUGCUCAACGUCUUCAAUCACCUUACAGGCUCCCCUGAUAGAUGUGAAGUCCUUACUGUCAACCCAGGUCACACCAAUGAGGGUCUGGAAUGGCAAGAUCAGCAACACAGUCACACCGUUGGAAGACAUUCGCGUCGAAGAACUUUGUGUUAACGACUAUAAGCCCGAUAGCCCUUCAGAUGGAUCAGCGCCUACAGGAUGGCCCCCUGCCAUUGGAGGAUUCGUUAUACCACUUGGUGUGAAUGUCGAAGGCAAUUUUACUUUCUGUGGUAUCCAUGUUGUCAAAAAGCUGGGAAGUGACGGCUAUGAGCGAGUUGGCCAUGUUGGGAUCAGCCAUAAUGCUUUAUUAAUAAGCAAUUACACCAAAUUCUCGCAACGCCUAAAGAAAGAUGAUACUUUGCGAGAGCCAAGCAUGGAGACUCUGGAGAGCACUUCCAGAGCCUACGCUCAUCGUAUAAAAGCGCUGCUGGAAGGUUUGCAGGUCUCAGAUAUUGUCUUAGUGUAG
Messenger RNA from Fusarium oxysporum Fo47, 1995 nucleotides. RefSeq names its product heterokaryon incompatibility protein-domain-containing protein. The record is from RefSeq and is a predicted model, not a curated record. NCBI's taxonomy places the organism in Eukaryota, Fungi, Ascomycota, Sordariomycetes, Hypocreales, Nectriaceae. The coding region runs from base 1 to 1995 and encodes 664 amino acids. The transcript is spliced from 2 exons.